Messenger RNA from Brachypodium distachyon (stiff brome), 3168 nucleotides. RefSeq names its product transcription elongation factor SPT6 homolog. The record is from RefSeq and is a predicted model, not a curated record. Gene Ontology annotation, molecular function: nucleosome binding; histone binding. Gene Ontology annotation, cellular component: transcription elongation factor complex. Gene Ontology annotation, biological process: transcription elongation by RNA polymerase II; mRNA transcription by RNA polymerase II; nucleosome organization. The transcript has 12 exons. Lineage: Eukaryota; Viridiplantae; Streptophyta; Magnoliopsida; Poales; Poaceae. Bases 241 to 966 code for a protein of 241 amino acids.
UCGUGAGCGAGCGCCGCCACCCCCUCGUCUUCCUCCUUGCGCGAGCGCCUCCACGAACAGAUCCAGCCUUCAAUUCUCUCGUUCCCGACCGUUUCUGCUCCCAUCACCCAACGAACAGAUCCGUUUCAUCUCCUUAAUCUUCCCCAAUUCGCUGAGGCAAAAAUCAAGGUAGGGCGGCCGCCCUACCUUGCCCUACCGGGUCCUCCGCCCUUGUUGCUUGCGCCGCCGGCCUCGUCAACAAUGGGUGGGCGCACGGUGGAAUCCGACGAGGAAGAUUGCUCUGUGGAGGCCUACGUGGAGGAUCACCACCCGCGUAGGAGGGACGGGAACGAGGAUUUGGAAGACCGGGACGACAGCGACGAUGACGAUGACGAAGAGGAGGAUGGCCUCGAACCCUCGAUGAUGAGUACGAGAGGGAUGGCUUCAUUGUGGAUGAUGCUGACGAGGAGGAGGAGGAGGAAGAAGAGGAAGAGAGGGUCAGUGAUUAUGAGAGACGGAAGAAGAAAAGGAAAAAAAGAGAGCGAACCAGCGAAGCUUGAGGAGGAUGAGAUCAAGAUGCUCGAGGAGAAUAAUGACAUCAUGCAUGGAAACAAAUUUAAGCGCUUGAGGAAGGCAGGGAGAGAAUCUGAAUUGGAUGGCCCUUCAGGCUUCUCAGGUGUUGACGGGGCAGGAAAAAAGGCUAUUGCUGAGGAGAAACUUGAGUAUUCCUUGUUUGGUGAUCAAGAUCAGCCCCUUGAGGAUGUUCUGGAGGAGGAUCUGCAAUCAGAGGACGAUGAGGUUGGUGAAGAUGACAUCGACGAUGAAAUGGCGGGUUUCAUUGUAGACGAAGAUCAAGAAAUUGAUGGGAACGGCCAAGUUGUAAGAAGGAAGAAACUUAAAGGAAAGCCACUACGGCAAGCUGUAGGAAUAUCAUCAUCUGAACUGCAAGAGGCUCAUGAUAUGUUUGGUGAUGUUAUGAGCUUUUAGCACAAAGAAAGCAAGACCUUGAGAGUGAUCCUGCUAAUUCUGAUGAGUUGAGAGGGAACAUGCUCGAAGAUGAGUUCGAGCCAGCUAUUCUUGCAGAUAAGUACAUGACACCAAAAGAUGAUCAGAUUAGAGGAACUGAUGUACCUGAGAGGAUUCAGCUGUCUGAAGAAUUAACUGACGAUCCUCGAAGGGACAACACAAGGAUAGAGGAAGAAAGUGCAUGGAUACACAGCCAACUUACUGGUGAUGGAUUUCUGUCAUUUUUUGGCAAUGAGCAAGUAAACAGGGAGAUUGACCAAGAGGACAUUGUGAAUGUCUUGAGCAUGUUACAUGUGAACAAAUUUGAAGUUCUGUUCAUUGCUAUGCGAGUCUGCUAAAGGACAAUGAUGCCAAUGAACAUGAGAAUGAAGACGGGACAAGGAAAAUAAGGUGGCAUAAGCUGCUUUGGGCUGUUCAGACCUUAGACAGAAAGUGGCUUCUACUUCAGAAGCGAAAGAAUGCUUUGAAGGCGUACUAUGAAAAAAGAUUUGAUGAAGAGAAGAAAAGAAUAGAUGAUGAAUUAUCAAAUCGGCAACUUUGCUACUCUAUCAUUGAAUUAUUGAAGGAUGUUGAUGCGAAAUUCAAUUCACAUUUCCCUCCUGGUGAAGUUGGAGAAUUUAAGCGACCAAAAAGGAAAACCUUGUACAGCAUUUGCCACAAGGCAGGGUUUUGGGAGGUUGCUAACCAAUUUGGCCGGAGUGCUGAGCAAUUAGGCCAUCAUCUAACGUUAACGAGGAUACCAGAAGCUGGCGAGCUUGACGGCAUGAAAGGUUCACCUGAAGAGGUUGCUGCAAAUUUCACAAGUGCUAUUUUUGAAACACCGCAAGAUGUUCUCCGGGGUGCCAGGGACAUGCAGUUGAGAUCAGUUGUGAGCCUGUUGUAAGAAAGCAUAUCAGGAGCAUCUUCAUGAAUAAAGCUGUUGUCUCAACAAGCCCCACACCUGAGGGAAAUUUGAUCAGAGAUCCAAAUCACCAACUAUCAAGUGUUAAGUGGCUGCGAGAUAAACCACUAAACAAGUUUGUAGAUGCACAGUGGCUUCUUAUUCAGAAAGCAGAGGAAGAAAAGCUCCUCAAGGUUACCGUUUGAUUACCAGAGGAUGUGGAAAAAGAGCUCAUGUCCGAGGCUCGCGAGAACUAUCUAAGUGACUGUGUCAGCAAGUCUGCACAAAUGUGGGAUGAACAACAGAAGAUGAUACUGGAUGACGCCUUCUUCAGUUUACUUCUUCCAUCAAUGGAAAAAGAAGCUCGAUUUAUGUUGACGGCAAAUGCGAAAAAUUGGCUCCAUAUGGAAUAUGGUAAACAGUUCUGGAACAAGAUUUCUGUUGCUAGUGAGAUUGAAAUUUGCUUGGGCGAUGGAAAAUUUCUUUCACCCUCCCUAAUUUCCAGUUGCGCCGCCCUCUGCUCCUCCAUCGAACUCGUCGAUGCUGCCGUAGCAGUCGCCGUUGUCGUUUCCGUCAAUGCCACCGAUGCCGGGCUAAAGUGGGAUCAAUGGCAAGGGAAGCGACUCUAUCAUGUCCUAGCCCCGAGGCGAUGAGAGCAUAUCCUUCACAGGGAGACGUCUAGGAGAGCAUCUUGUGAAUUUGGAGUUUUUGAUGGACCAAAUGCUAAGGCUAGAAUUUGAACUUGAAGUGAAGGUGGAAGAACAUAAGAAGCAGCAACAUAAGAUAAAGAGGAAGAAUAAGGAGCCGAAGCAAGAGGUGGAGAAGAUCCCGAGAAUGUACGUGACAGCACCGAGUGUUGCAAUCUCACUAGCAUUUGCGAUGGCGAGGGAGCAGAAGGGUCCGCGAUGGUGGAGGUCAGAGAUGUGGAUGGCAGGAGCAGAAGGGGUUGUCUUUUAUGUUGGCGACUUAUCAUGGAAGUGCUUAAAUUCAUUUUCAGAUCCCCAUUCUGCUGAUUUAUGUCAAAUAAGUGGUUCAGGCAUUUGCUAUUGGGUUGACUUUUAUGUUGGCGACUUAUCAUGAUAGAUGCAUAAAGCACCAUGAUCUGUUACAAGUUCUUUGCUGUACGACUUUGAUGGUUUACAUAGAGCCAAUACAAUCUUGCGAUUAAUUGUGAGGACAAACCGACAAUCUUGUAAUUUUUUCAUUUUCCUUUCCUGUUAAACCUUCUUGGUUAUCAUUGUACAGAACUGUUUUGGACUUUUUUUAAUAUAUUAAUUGCAGUA